Aspergillus heteromorphus CBS 117.55 is the source of this 672-nucleotide messenger RNA. RefSeq lists its product as uncharacterized. The transcript has a single exon. Bases 86 to 580 code for a protein of 164 amino acids. The record is from RefSeq and is a predicted model, not a curated record. Lineage: Eukaryota; Fungi; Ascomycota; Eurotiomycetes; Eurotiales; Aspergillaceae.
CUCCAAUGUCGACCAGGACCCUGGUCACUGCGUGUUUGUCGGCUGCGAUGGAGCUGAAAUCCCCCAUGGCUCCUUUCCUAGCCCAAUGGCCGUCCCACGGGCUAGUCAGAGGCCCAGGAGGAUGAGUCGCAAUAUAGAUUCCCCAGUCCCUACGACUCUCGACUGCGUUCUGGGCCUCUCCACACAUGCCUACCCCCCCCCCGGACAAUCCAUACAAAGCUAUACAUGUUUGGCUUUGGACAAGCUGGGAUCUUUCUUUGUCCCCAAAGAUGGCGGUUGUGUCACCAGGCUGCCUUGUUUGCUGGGCCUAUCAGCCCCCAGAAUGCCUGAUAAGCGAUAUUGCGUCGACAGCCACAGCCCCUUCGUCCCUCCAUAUGCCCGGCUGGAUGCUGGAAUGAAGCGCUCGACACAUCCCCCGUGCAGGGACCAGGAACUACUCCGCUUCCCUCUUAAUAGCUGGAUGCCCUCGACUCGAAACCGUUGUGCCAAUCUUGUUGCUGUUCCCAUCGCUGUCUGCGGGAUCUUCACUGUCCUUCUCACUGUCCUGAACCGUCCUCACCGACUUUUGACUGGGAUCUAGGGCAUACUGAUAUACGGGGGGGAUCCAAGUCCACUGUCACACGUGCCUCGCAUUGAGCCUAUUUCCUUUAUUCGCCCAUCAUCUGCCCAGCA